AACACUGACAUGGCAGUCGAUGUACACAAUCGCUCACAUGUAACGUGUGAGAAGAUGGACUUAUGACGAUAACUCUGUCAUAUAGACGAUAAUCGGGUGUUUAUAUAUGUAGAUGGAUGUACAUUAAUUCGGCUUCGAAUUGCAUAUAUAUGAAACUACAUAAUUCGACAUACUUAUCGGGAAAAUAAGACUUGAACGAGGCCUGACCGGCCUCUUACCGGUUUGUGUACUGUAGCCGUAGAACAUCAUACUACAUGUGUAUCUCCUGAUUUCAAAUUAGCGUGGUAUUCAUUCGCUAUACUUUCUUGUCAGCUUUAUUUCUAAAUUUUACUACUUGAACUUCACCUUUUGAAUCUAUCGUGUGCUUUAAAUGCUUUUUGGACACUGAGGUGAUUAUUUAAGCUUACAGGCCGAUUUCCAAAACUUGAAGUAAGUUACCGAUGAACAUGGAUUUCAGGGUCACAUAUAUAGUGUUGACACUAAUUACAGCCAUCGAUUGGCAUGACCUGGAAGUGAUGGCUGAUAAGUCCAAAUGUGACGUAUGUACCGCUAUCGUAAAUAACUUUGAUAAGGGGCUGAAGAAAACGGCAAAAUCUAAUUUUGGAGGAGGAAAUACAAAAUGGGAAGAAAGUCGUCUAGGAAGUUUUGCAACAAGUGAGACAAGACUUGUAGAAGUUGUGGAGGGUCUCUGUGAAGGUGAAGAUAAAAAAUGCCACACUAUACUUGAGGAAAAUGAAGAACUUAUAGAAAAAUAUUGGUUUAAAUUUUAUGCCAAAGGAUUACAGGAGGAUUUGAAGAUGUGGUUAUGUAUAUCUAAUAUGCAAGUUUGCUGUCCUGAAAACACAUAUGGACCAACAUGUCGGGAAUGUCCCGGUGGUAAGGAGCGACCCUGCACUGGUAAUGGUGCUUGUGAUGGAGGAGGCACACGAAAAGGAACUGGAAAAUGUAAUUGUAAUGCAGGCUAUGAAGGUGAUUUGUGUGACAACUGCAAAGAUGGAUAUUUUGAGGAAUCUAAAAAUGACACCCAUACAAUAUGUACAGCCUGUCACAAGUCUUGCCAAUCAACCUGUUGGGAGGAUGGACCUAAGGGAUGUGACGAAUGUAGAACAGGGUACACACAGUCAGAAGAACAGGGGUGUCAAGAUAUUGAUGAAUGUUCUGCAGAAACUUCUCCUUGUGAGAGAGGAAAAUACUGUUCCAACUCGGAGGGAUCUUACUAUUGUACAUCGUGUCACAAAUCCUGUAAUGGGUGUACUGGGUUUGGACCUGAUAAGUGUGACAAAUGUGAAGAAGGAUACAAACUGGACGGAAAUAGCUGUAAAGAUAUAGAUGAGUGCACAGCGGAAGGGGGAGCUGAUUUAUGUACAGGGGAGCACAGGAGCUGUGUAAACCAGGAGGGGACUUACUCCUGUGACUGUGAUACCGGCUUUACAGAGGAGGACGGACAAUGUGUCGUCAUACCGCCAGAGCCACCCAAAACCCCAAAAUCCACUACCUCCGAAACGGAAGAGGAAAGCGCUUCAGAAAAUGUUGAGAAAGAUGAAUUAUGAUUGACCAAAGUGUUUGAUUGUAAAAAUGGUAUAUGUUAGAAAUGUCACAUAAGUGUGUAAAAAUGAAGUAAAUGGAGGAAUAAAAGGUUAUAUUUGUUUUA
This is a messenger RNA of Pecten maximus, 1651 nucleotides long. RefSeq names its product cysteine-rich with EGF-like domain protein 2-B. Gene Ontology annotation, molecular function: calcium ion binding. The record is from RefSeq and is a predicted model, not a curated record. Bases 441 to 1550 code for a protein of 369 amino acids. The transcript is spliced from 12 exons. Lineage: Eukaryota; Metazoa; Mollusca; Bivalvia; Pectinida; Pectinidae.